GCAGGCUGGCUUCCGCUUCCGGGUGGCGUUUCUCCGAGGCGCGCUGUUGAAGCUGAGUGGUCGCCAUGGAGCUUUCGGGCGAGUACGUCGGUUGUGACGGGGAGCCGCAGCGGCUACGAGUGUCCUGUGAGGCGUCGGGAGACGCGGACCCUCUCCAGAGCCUGUCGGCGGGCGUGGUCCGGAUGAAGGAGUUGGUAGCGGAGUUCUUCGGGACCCUAGUGGAGCAGGACGCGCAAGGCUUGGCGGAAGAUCCGGACGACGCUUUGGAUGGCUCCCGGACCUCUGCGUGUUAAAGAGACGAGCACGCACAUCACUGUAAGCGGCGGCGGCGGCGGCGGCGCCCUGGUCGAAUUAGAAUUUAAAUACUCUGAGCACCAUGACACUGAGACUUCUAGAAGACUGGUGCAGAGGGAUGGAUAUGAAUCCUCGGAAAGCACUAUUGGUUGCCGGCAUCCCUCCGACCUGCGGAGUGGCAGACAUAGAGGAGGCCCUGCAGGCUGGCCUUGCUCCCUUAGGGGAACACAGACUGCUUGGGAGGAUGUUCAGGAGGGAUGAGAACAAGAAUGUAGCCCUGAUUGGGCUUACAGUAGAGACUGGCAGUGCCCUGGUCCCCAAGGAAAUACCUGCAAAAGGAGGUGUCUGGAGAGUGAUCUUUAAGCCUCCUGAUACUGAUAGUGACUUUUUGUGCAGAUUAAAUGAGUUUUUAAAGGGGGAGGGCAUGACGAUGGGUGAAUUAACCAGAGUUCUUGGGAAUCGGAAUGACCCUCUCGGCCUAGACCCGGGCAUAAUGAUCCCUGAAAUUCGAGCACCCAUGUUAGCACAGGCAUUAAAUGAGGCCCUUAAGCCUACCCUGCAGUAUCUGAGGUACAAAAAGCUGAGUGUGUUCUCAGGCAGGGAUCCUCCAGGACCAGGUGAGGAAGAAUUUGAAUCUUGGAUGUUUCAUACUUCCCAAGUAAUGAAAACAUGGCAGGUGUCAGAUGUAGAGAAAAGAAGGCGGUUGAUAGAGAGCCUUAGAGGUCCAGCAUUUGAAAUUAUUCGAGUCCUCAAGAUAAACAACCCCUUCAUUACAGUUGCAGAAUGCCUGAAGACGCUUGAGACAAUAUUUGGGAUUAUUGAUAAUCCUAGAGCAUUGCAGGUCAAAUACCUUACUACUUAUCAGAAGACUGAUGAAAAGCUGUCUGCCUAUGUUCUAAGGUUGGAGCCUUUAUUGCAGAAACUGGUUCAGAAAGGAGCAAUUGAGAAAGAAGUUGUGAAUCAGGCCCGUCUAGACCAAGUCAUUGCUGGGGCAGUCCACAAAUCAGUUCGAAGAGAGCUUGGGCUGCCGGAGGGUAGCCCAGCCCCAGGCUUACUGCAGUUGCUGACACUGAUAAAAGAUAAGGAGGCCGAAGAAGAAGAGGUCCUCCUUCAGGCCGAAUUAGAAGGCUAUUGCACUUGACCCAAGACCCAAGGCUGUCAUGAGCAGAACAAGAUGGAAGAGCUCAUUGCAGAGAUCAGCCCAUCCACUCUUUAUGCUGCCAAAGUAACUCGCCCUUUGUCGUGUUGUUUACUGAAUGUCUCCCCAAUGUUUUACUGAUAAAAAUGAUGUCAUUCUACACUGAUAAUUAUUUAAAUCAAAAGACCAUUCUGCUAGUACAGUGUCCCAGCAAGUCAAAAGUUUAUAUGCAUGUUUAAUAGUCAUAUGUGAUGGUGCUAUCAGUUAUCAAUAGUUUUCAGGUGUUGCCCACAUUUAUGCUGAAGACCCUGAGCCAAGGCUGGUUAAGAUAUUUAGUUUCUUUUAUUAAAAUCAGUUAUCGAUUCUGUGCAAUCAAAAAGCACAACUGAAUGCUGUGGUCAGUUCUACAACUAGUUUUAGGUUUGUGACUAUCUGAUAUGUUGCCAAAACGUCUGCUUCUAAAUAUCAUUUUCUUGGAGUAAUAAAGAAAUGAUAAUAAAAUAUUUGAUCUUUGUAUACAUUGUAAUACUACAUUUGAAGGAAAAUAAUUUUUUGGCUUUGUUUUUAAGACAGUUUCUCUGUGCAGCUUUAGCUGUGCUGGAACCCACUCUAUAGACCCAGGGUAGUCUCAAACUCAGAAAUGUGCCUCCUGAGUGCUGGAAUUAAAGGCCUGCACAACUACACUAGGCUGAACAAAAGUUUUUAUAGUGUGAAUCUGAAAGCCACUGAAAUUACAGACUUAGUUCUUUGAACUCUUGGCACCUAGGGGAUAGGAACUUGCUUGUUUGACAGGAACCAGACUAUAAACAGAUUGUGGCGAGUAGUAGGCCCAUCAAUAUUGAAUUUUGAGGGAGAAAGGGAAGAUGAAGGUUUGUGUUUUUCCAACCCUGGUGCUACACACCUAUAACCCCAGUGCUUAACAAGUAAAGCCAAAGUCAGGAAGACUGGCCUCUCAAGGCCAGCCAGAACUACAGAGGGAGGCCCUACCUCCAAAGAGAAAACUACAUACAGGGAAACUAAGAUCACCUGGGAAAUGGAUGUAUGCCCAAGACGAAGCAGGCAGUAAUGAGAGCUGUUCUGGUUCUUGCAAAGCUGCUGUUCUCUCUACUAAGGGAGGGAACUACACAAAGAAUCAAGGCCAGACUGUCACCGUGUGUACAUGUAGUCUUGGGAGUGUGAUAGAUUACUCUGAGUUAGGAAUACAUGGAAAGUUUCCUUAUGUUCUCCACUGCAGAAUGGCAUGUGGACUCUUGAGAGCUGUGAUUCUGCUCAUGUUUGUAUAGUGGCUUAAGAUACAUUAUGCACUGUCCUGCAGGUCACUCAUUUGCUGCCUCGGUGAGAAACUUUACAUUUUGUAUAGACACACAAGCAUUAAUAAAUGCCACGCCUCUUCUGUAUGUGAGACCCUAAGCUGAGGGGGUAAACUCGACAGGAUAAUCCCUGCUUUGAAGGUUUAUUCAGACUCAGUAUUAAUGGCUGACAUUGGAUGUAUCCUUGGCCAGCGACUAAGUACUAGCUGAAGAAGAAGCUGUCUCUUCCCACCUCCCAUUUUAUGAAUAAGAUGAGGCACAGAAAAAUAACUUGUCUGUGGUUUUACAGGUAGUAAUGUGGCUAGCCCCUGGCUCCAGGUCUUUUUAUUCUGGGUAGAUCAUAGGCUCAGAGAUCUUUAGGUGCUGGUCUUUGACGCAUAUAUAUAUAUAUAUAUCCCAUAACAUUUGGCAGUGGUGGCAACAGACAGGUGGAGAAGAGUGCCACCUAGUGUUAUAGCUCUAGGGGCCUAGGAUGCUAGACCCUUAAUUAAGCAUUAUAGAUCUUGUGGAAGCCUCUAGUAACCCCACCCUUUGCUCUAAAAUACUAAGUUAUUGGGUAGACCUCAUUACAAGUAUUAUAGCUGUUGUAUAGACUUGGGAAGUUAUUAUUCCUUCGCCUUGCCAGUGUUAAAUCGUACAGGUCUCGGGGUGUCUGAGACUUGUAAAAAUCACAGAAGCUCUCUGAAACCUCCAGUGACAAGGGCCUGCUGGUUUUCAUUUCCAGCUCUUUACAGCCUUCUCUCCUUUAUCUCUGCCUCUUCGGUUGUCACAACAGCCAGCCACACAGCCAUUUUCCAGCUCUGCCUGCCACUCCACUGUCUGCUGUUGCUGCCACUCUCCUGGCUUUAUAUUGCCAUCUUAGCCUCACAACUAAGAAGUAAGCUAGAAAUAGGAAAGGAGGGCUGGAGAGGUGGCUCCUCGGGUAAGAGCACCGACUGCUCUUCCAGAGGUCCUGAGUUCAAAUCCCAGCAACCACAUGGUGGCUCACAACCAUCUGUAAUGGGAUCUGAUGCUGCCUUCUGGUGUGACUGAAAACAGUUACAGUGUACUCAUAAAUAAAAUAAAUCUUUUUAAAAAAUGGCAAGGAAACACU
Mus musculus (house mouse) is the source of this 3835-nucleotide messenger RNA. Its product is annotated as predicted gene 20604. Lineage: Eukaryota; Metazoa; Chordata; Mammalia; Rodentia; Muridae. The coding region runs from base 66 to 293 and encodes 75 amino acids. The record is from RefSeq and is marked validated. The transcript has 2 exons.